Molecule: messenger RNA, 10067 nt
Organism: Haliotis rubra (blacklip abalone)
Lineage: Eukaryota; Metazoa; Mollusca; Gastropoda; Lepetellida; Haliotidae
Product: kelch-like protein 9
Molecular function (GO): protein binding
Source: RefSeq, a predicted model, not a curated record
UUCCGGUUUUUACAGGAAAAGCCGUUCCUGCAACUCAUAAGUAAUAUUGUAGCCAGGGAAAUGUACAGCGUAAAAUAAUGUGCAUGAUCCUGGUUGAAAUGUUUUUGUUGACAUUGCGAUCAUCGAAUCUGACACUAUAAAGGUUUGGUAAGUGAUAGACAGGUGAGACGAAGAAUCUCGCGGCACCUGCUGCUUUGUCGUCAAGUCUGUAGCUUCCGUCCCAACUUGCUCUGACCUCAUCAGAUUUGCGUGGCUACUAACCCAAGUGAUGUCACACUAUAUGGAAAUGUUAAAUGCAUGAGGCUGAGGGGGUCAAGAGAAGAAGACUGCACGCCACAAUGGCCGAGGGUCAGGAAGGGACUACUACCACGAAUGGAGAGGUUUUCCGUGUUGAGGAACGGCCAGAACAUGGCAUGAAAAUACUACAAGGCCUGAACAAGCUGAAGAAUGAUAAGAUACUAUGUGACGUUACUCUCAUUGCAGAAGGACGCAAGUUCGAUGUCCACCGAGUCAUCCUGGUGUCGUGUUCGGAUUAUUUCCGAUCCAUGUUCACCAGCGGGAUGCGAGAGAGCACACAGAAAGAGAUUGAGCUUAAGGGGAUCACAGCAAAAGGUCUGGAGAAAGUCCUUGAAGUCAUCUACACCUCGACUACCACGCUGGAGGGGGAUGACAUCUUUGACGUCAUUGCCGCUGCUACCCAUUUGCAGGUGACUCCGGUCAUCGAGUUUUGUGAACGCAACUUCCUGAGUGGAAUGACCACUACCAACUUUUAUGAUUUUAUCAACACAGCUAAGCUGUACAGCAUGAACAAUGCCCUGAAGCAGAUUGAUGUGUUUAUAGCAAAAAAUCUGAUGCAGAUAGCCAAAGAAGGAACUCUACAGUUGCUGACAUACGAGCAAAUGCUGAACUGUCUCAACAGUGAGAAGUUAUGUCAGCGUGAGAUCGACAUAUUCCACAUCACCUGGGAGUGGUUGAAACAGUCGCAGGCAUCGGCAGCAGCAGCGCAGUCACAGGAGGACCAUUCUCCGGCUCUCAUGAAGCUGAUCCGAUUUCCUCUCAUCAAUCCCGCCGAUCUGGUACAACAUGUACAGAGAGUUGAGACGAUGAUGACCAACCCCGAGCUACGGCAGAUGGUUCUUGGAGCUCUUAACUACCACGUUGUGCCACACUCUCAGCCCCUCGUCAUGGCUUCAACUGUACAGCUCCGGUCCUACGUGGAGCGACUCGUCAGUGUAGGUGGAAGAGAAAUUCACCCCAAUCCUUGUCUUCAUGAUGAGAUUUUAGUUUUUGAUUCCAAAAUUACUUCCAACAGUUUAUUAAACCGUCAAGAAAUUGCCACCCUGCCUAGUGCUCUUAGUCAUAUGCAGGUGGUGGUGUACAACAACUUCCUGUACGUUCUAGGGGGCUGCACCACGCAGUGUGCCCACGGUGAAUCAGCCGUCAACUCAGUUUUACGAUAUGAUCCACGGUUUGACAGUUGGUUUCAGGUGUGCCCCAUGCUGAACAAGAGAGCAUACUUCUUUGCUGGAGCUUUGAACAAUAAAAUAUAUUCUGUGGGAGGAAAGUUCAAAGAUGGCAGUCUUGCAACAGCCGAAGCUUAUGAUCCUGCAGAGAAUACGUGGGAAUUGAUAUCCUCCAUGCCGAUGUCUUAUCAUGCUCAUGCAGGGGCGGUCUAUGCGGGCCAUAUUUAUAUUUCGGGCGGAUACAGUGGCAACCAUUUUACACCUGAUAUGCAGCGGUAUGAUCCGCAGACCAACCAGUGGGAAGACAUGGCGCCGAUGUUGACACCACGUGGUUGGCAUGUCAUGUGUGCGACACACGACAAAUUAUUUGUGUUUGGAGGAUGCAACUUAAAUGUGAAUCAGCAAGCACAACCAGUGAUGCAGUCCGAGUGCUACGACCCUGCCAUAGACCAAUGGACUAUUAUAGCCCCUCUGUCUAUUUCACAUAAAGAGGCUUCUUGUGUAGUGUACAAUGACCAAAUAUAUGUUCUCGGUGGCUACAAUGUACAAACCAAGACGGGACAGAAGCUGGUGUCGAAGUAUGACAUAUACACUGGUAUCUGGGAGACUGUCGGGGCCCUGCCCAGGAGCCUGACCGGAGUAGGAUAUUGCACUCUGCAGUUACCUUCGUACAAUGUGGAUGAAGGGGACUGAGCAUAUGUACACUCCCGACACGGACUUAAAAUGUGUUCUUGGGCAUACUAGAAAACCUCAGUGUUCAUGGUAUCAAAAUGAUGGAAGAAGUUUGCAAGGAGGAUUUGACCACAUGAAAUAAGCUGUUUAUGUGUAGUUUUGAUGUGAUAUCUAAUAUUCGUUGCUAUGGUUACUUGUACAAGAAGAUCUAUAGUGGUUACUGAUCUUACUGGGCGUAAGGUUGAUAUUACGUGAAACGUUUCGGUUUUUGAAAUACCUUUCUGUGUUUGAAAUUAAGUAUGAGGUCAAAGGUCCUGCUCCCCUUGCGUUACAAAUUGAGGAAUUAGGGGUUCAUGGUUUCAUAGACCUUGAAUACACUGGAGCAGCGACCCAUCCUCUUAAUUUCUGUCUGCCAUUUGGUGAAUCAUAAACUUAAAAAUAUAUCAUAACAUUUUGUAUUCCGACAAAUCACUGUGUGUCCAUUGGUUGAGUUUUCUGUAUGAAAUGCACAGAAAGCCUUCGGUCAUAAUUUUUGCUGUUGUCAGAAAGUAUAUCAUAUUAUGUCAGUACAAAAGUUAAGAAAAAUACCUGAUGUUAAAUUCUUGUGUAUUUUGGUCAUGCUAGAGCACUAAGUGCAUCCCAUAACAAACUGUAUCACACCAAGUUUAAAAUAUUACUAUAUGAAGGUUUCAAAAUUACUGCUUGGGUUCUGCAGUUGUCAAGGUUUAUGAAUUAUGUUAAAUUAAAUGCCACAAGACAAGACUUAUUUCAGUUGGCUUAUUCUGUUGUAAUAGUAUGUAAGCUGGCCAAAAAUAUCGGAAACACUUUAUAUUCUGCUUAACUCCAAUCAUGGAACAUUUUUCAUACAAUAAGGAAUGCAAGGCGAUUAUAUUAACACUACACACUUGACCACAUAUAUUCACAUACCGUUUGUUUUCAAUGAUAAAAGAAAAACUGCUGCAAUUUCUGGUUUACUUUAUAUUAUCCAAUGCUUCUCACAAAGAACUUUUUCUCUUUUCUAAUCAUCCCAUAAACAAGGAAUUAAAAAGCCUGGCCUUUGCUGAAUUUGAAAACAGAAAAGAAAACACGAAAAGAGGCACCAUUACUGACGCCAAGACAAUCAGACACAAACAGUAAGAAGAAAUUAAUGACACAUAAACUCACAAAUUCUCCCUUUUUAUCCCUGCAAAGUUCAACAUUACCAUGUGCUGAAGUUCGUGUGAUCAAUCUACCUGAUGUGUUGAAGCAAGUCACAUUCUGUUACCAUGGUUCCAAUGCAUAUAUACUAGCUGCUGUUUCUGCCUGCAAGUGGAAUUAAUUCAUUCUCUGAUAAAUGUCAAAGUUCAGCAGCUCCAGCAUAACUCUGAACUAUUGUUCCCCCUUAAGAUAUUUUCUCAUCAUGAUGAAACAUCAUACACAAAUAAAAUAAGUUGGAAACGGAUUUUGUUAUGUGAGAAACAAGGGGCAGAUAAUCUUGUCACCUUGGCUGCUACACUGUUGUUGCAUCAAGGCCGUCUUCUGUAUCUCAAGGGCUCGUACGGCAAAGUUCCUUUCUUUAACCCUGGAUCCAUUCCCAUGCUUCUCAGGAGCUUGAAUUACUCGACCUUGACCUUCAUUAACACCUUACUCGUAAAUCAAACAUAAAAAAAUCGUGUUUUUCAAUAUUGUAUUUUACUUACCAAUACCCAGUCUUGCGUGCCGUUUGGUCUAAUUUAUUCUCGGACUAUAACUAUCUUGGCAAGCUAAGAUUUGUCCGGACCAAUUGUAAGUUUUCAUUACAGCUUACAAUGAAUUUAGCCAAAAAACCCUUUGUCUAAGUGGAUCUCGUUUAAUUUAACUGAUUUACAAUAGUUAUUAUGUAAGUGGGCCCUUGAGAUGCAGUAGAUGUACUUACUCUUUCAGGCUGUAACACUACCUGGUGGUUGGUAGGCAAUCAUUUUGAAGACAUAUGCAGGCAACCUCCUUCAGUGGUAAAAUGAUUAGAAUUAACUUUGUAAAAGUUUAAAGCACAUAAUGAGGAGGAGGAAGCUGAGGAUAUAUCCACAACUGUUUACUAUGUUGACAUCUGUGCUUACAAGUAAAUCUCGUAAUAUGGUGAAGGUAAACUAACUAACCAUCGUGAAACCUUUGUUUUAUAUAGUUCUCUGUGUCAAGUUAUUCCAAGAAUAUUGUUGUAUACAUGUACUAAUAUUGUCAGCAACUAUACAAAGAUGAUCAAUUACUAGGGCACAUGGCAUCACUGAAAACCAGAAACGAACACAAGCAGCAUUCUUGUAGUUAUGGAAGUGAAUAUGUUUCAAGAACAUUUAAAUCUGGAUCUCUUUCUUUCCGAAAAGACAUUGAAAUAUUGCUUGGACAUAUAAUGACUUGAGUGGACCCAUGUAUUCUGCAUAAUGGAGUGUGCAUAUAUAAAACCAUGUAAUGAUACCAUGGGAACCACUAUCGCUGGUAACCGAAGUGGAACUAAACAACCUUCUUGCGAACAUCCAGGAACCUAUUGAUCAUUGGUUCCACGUGGAAUCUUUGUGAUAUCUGUUAAUAAUUGUAAAUAGUUUUGCAUUGUGUAUUUCUAGGGACAGUCUCAACAGUUUUAUUGAUUUUAUGUGUAGAAAACAAUGAUCCUUGUCCCAGGUGAUAACACCAUGUAUAACCUGCAGCUGAGGUCAUAUGAAGGCGUGUUCUCAUAGGAAGGGUUGUUAUCCGUAUCACAUACAGAGGUGCAGAUACAGUACAUAUUACAAUGCUACCACGUGUAAGCCUUGUGGUUAACUGUUGGAUGAUCAGUUUUAGAUGUGAGCGUCGGUGAGUGUUGAUCAUAUACUGUGUCAGCAGCUGUGUACGGUGAUACAUUGUUGUCAUCUCUGUACUCCACCAUCAAGCUGCAUGUGUUACCAUGACAACUAAUCAUGGUACUGCAUCAUGUAGCUGUUCCUGUUGUGAUCUCUGACAGACCACUCUCUCUCUACCACAGCUCAUCAAAUCAGUGUGCUGUUUCUUUAGUUAAGGAUCUUCAUGCAUCUUCGUCUGUGUCAGUCGGAGGCCAUUUCAGGUUAGAAUAAGUCCCCAGCAACCUGUUUGAUGUAAGAAGCAACUAAAUCGUCCAGAUGGUGUGACUGUUGAUGUCUGUGUACCCUGAAAGUAUGGGACAUUACGGAACUGGUUUGUGUCGUCCCGACUCUCUCAUGGGGCACAGUUGCUGAGCGCAUCGGCAUCAAACAACAAACUGUCUGAUAUUGUGUCAGUAGAAACCCAUAGUAAAAUAGUAUUUAUGAACAUUGUUGUGUAAGGAAAGAUUUUGUUGAGAAGUAAAGAAAAGAUAAUCUGAAGCAUUUUUAUGUUUUUCUGAAGGCAAACGUGUUUUCUGCAAAUGAAGUUACAAUAUAUAAUAGGUUAAACUUGGAAAACUGAUGAGGCAUGCAUGACCUCAUGACGACAUGAUCAGGUAUUGUGAUUAAAAAGUCUCAGAUAUGUUUUUAAAUCCUUAUUUUUGCUUUCACCUACUGACCAGAAUGAGUUCUUGUGAAAUUGCAUUUGUUUCCUAGGUUGUGAAUUAUUGACAUUGUUUUCCUGAUGCAGGGAUCUUGAAGAAUGAAAGGACCAAAAAAAGUGUUGCACUAAAGUAUGCUAAUGACAAAAAGUUACUAAAUUUGCCCCAGAUAUUAUUCAAAAUCCUUUCCCAAAUAUAAUCAUGAAUUCAUAUGUUCUUAUUUGUAUUGCUGUCUCAUCUUCUUUUCAAUCCAUAUAUUUUGCUUAUUUAUUUUUGGGCCAUCCUGCAUCUGAAGAUUUUGACCUAGGAUAUCUGUAAAACAGAAAUAAAAUAAUUUAAUACCCCAAGUGUUUCUAAUGUGUAUAGAAUGUGUAUACUGCCUAUGAAAGGGCCACAACAUCUUCAACAAUUUAUACUGGUUGUUGUGACAACGGGGUGCAAAGUGAUGUAAGAUACAGCUAAGCAACAAUUAAAGUUGUGUAACACAGAGACUAUGCACAGUGCAAAUGUCCGUUCAUUCAAAUUAAAUUUACCUGCCUCAGAAUAUUUUAUCAGUUUCCAUUCAAAAUUCUUUCCUGAGGAGCCCUCGUUCACACUUCAGGUUGUCAAGAAUUGAUGUUCAGGGAGUUUUGCACAUUCAGUGUGUCGACCAUCAGUUUGCUGAGUGGGUGAUGAGACAUUACAGCAACAUACACAGAUAAUGUGGGUUUAAGUCUAGUAGCUACCUUUUUGUAUUUAUUGAGACCAUCAGGAUGAUGCUGAGGGUCUAGGACAACUGCCAUCUAGGACAAUUGUCCUGCUCUCGAUGAUGAAAACAUGAUAAAACAAUAAACAGUCUCUUUUACUUGAUUGUGUUGUGAAGAGGCUCCAGAACAAAUUCUGUCAUGUAUUAUUGUUUCUGGAUGAUUUGCAUCAUUUGGCCAAAAGAAUUGUCUCAGGAUUUAAAGGAACGCCCGUUGUCAUUUGACUAAAGUAAUGGCCAUGACAGAUUAAAUACAGUCUUUAAGAAAAUAUAAGGCCUUUCAACAACCUCACCUAGUUGUUGACUACAGUCCAUCGGUGUCUAACAAAUAUCAACAUAUUCUAAAUGAUCUUUUGUCAAUAGUACAGUUUAAAAGGCUUCACUGCUAUGGUCAUUUUUAGACUUAAAAACAUUAUGUAUUGAACAAGUAUAUGUUAUUUUUGUUCAAGAUGUGUUAAUAUUUUUCAGUGUUAGAAAAGUAUUGUGAAGAACAAAUGUAAUACCUGGUGGUUGUGGACCACUGAAGAUGCUGUUGCUUCUUGGGCAAGAGAGAAUCAGUGUAAUACAGAUGUUUUCCACACCUCAUUUCAAUAUCUUUACAACUAAUCUUCAUUUUGGGUUGUAUAUCUUUCUGGAAUGGCAAGAACUCCUAACUUGGACUUGAUUUUCAUGUAAUUUUUUAUGUGAAUAUUAUGACAACCAGGAUGCGAGUCUUAUUGCAGUGUUGUUGGUGGAGUUGUAAGGAAGCUGGUACAGAUUACUGUGAACAUUCAUCCAAGAUUUCCAGCAUGGGUAGACAAUGAUAUGGGGUGGAGAGUGUAUACAUGGGUAGAACUGACUUUUCAGUUGACUUUUAUAUUAUGAUUUGUCAUGAAAUGGAUAGUGUUAUCAAUGCUAUAGACCAAUCUGGUAAUUUUGGUAUCACAACUUAACAGUAUGGAAAUGGUCACCUGGCUGAAACUGUGUUCAAUAAACUCCAUGCUGGGGUACACAUGCUUCAAUUACCCUAGAAAAUGAGAAGGGUGAUCGUAAGAUGACAGGUCUUUUGUAACAGCCAUGGGUGCAGAUCAUUUAGAGGUGUAUCUUAGAUCAUGGAAAUCAGUCAAGCUCUAUUGCCAAGAAUUUUCUAAAUUUGAAAAGUGAGCAGCUGUGUGACUUAUGAAUGGGAUAUAUGAUCAGGAGAUUAUGUAUGCUGAUACAUGAGGGGUGACAGAUAUGUGAUGGGCCCACCAUAAGCCUUGGAUAUUACCAUGUUUGUUGCUGUAUGUGAUAUUUGUCAUACAAAUACACUUUUGGCAUUUCAGUUGCAUUCAAAUACAAUUAUAUCAGAUGUAUAUUUAGAAACUACCGCAGAUUGGCAACCAUUUUAUAUUAAGUACGGGGGCGCUGGCUUGGUGUUGUCCUGGCACUGACAGCACAUUUUUCAGAAAGUCCAGGGUGUCCCAAGGCCAAGUUUUGUUUUUGUGAUAUCUCAACAAGUACAAGGUCAACCCCUUAGCGAACUCAUUUCGAAUCCCCUUACAAAGGGGGCAGAGAGCUGGACUUGUAGAGCCUUUCAAACUGAAUCUGCCUUAAAUAUGAAAUGUCAAGAAAGGGUCUUAACUUUCAAAAACUCUUUCGUGCUACUCAAAAAUGUUAAGGAGUGUCCCAUUCUUACUAUUACUAUACAUGAAGCUAAUCUGUCAUGCCGUUCACUAUAGUAAUGCAAUUGGGUGGACCUGAAUUUAUUUUGAGCAGGAUAAAUCUUGAUCUGGAGAUGUCAGAAGACUUGAAGUAAUUACUGGUACUUGUCCUAUGGCAACCUGUAAUACACGUAACAGUUUGUACACUGAGUCCAUCCUGUGAUUACAACCUGAGUCAAUGCUUGACUGUUGCCUGGGGCAACGUGGUGCUGUAGAAUGGUGCCCAUGAAAGUUGUGAAGGAACAGUGAAGGGGCGCUGCUGGCCAAGACGUUCAAUGUGCAGUGUUGGAUUGCAUCUGCCGGUCUAGGAGCUGUUAAUCUCAUCUUUGCCUAGAUUGUGUGGUAUGUGACUAUAUAGUUUCUCCACCAUGGUAAACUUCACGAGGCAAGUCUGACACAGAGGAGAAAUGGUGUGGCAUUCUACCCAACUCCCUCCCUCGGUGAACAGCAUCACGUGAGCAAAGUCUGACACAAAGAAAUGGUGGCAUUCUACCCAACUCCCUCCCUCGGUGAACAGCAUCACGUGAGCAAAGUGACACAGAGGAGAGAUGGUGGCAUUCUACCCAACUCCCUCCCUCGGUGAACAGCAUCACGUGAGCAAAGUGACACAGAGGAGAGAUGGUGGCAUUCUAUCCAACUCCCUCCCUCGGUGAACAGCAUCACGUGAGCAAAGUGACACAGAGGAGAGAUGGUGGCAUACUACCCAACUCCCUCCCUCGGUGAACAGCAUCACGUGGGGCAAGUCCGAGAGGAGAAAUGUCCACAAACUAUCUCAUGCAGGUCUGGAUAGUGAUGUAUUUAUAAGUGUAUGUGUAUUAUUUUGAGAGGAACAUAGAUAAUAAGUUAUUAGAACUAUUCUGAAGUACCAUUAAUUAUUCUACUUGAAAAAAAGUUAAAGAACACCUGAUUUUUUUUCAACUGACCAAGUGUUAUCUGUCGGGACUAUGACAGAUAACUGUAGUCAUGUUAACAGAUUGUCUGUAACUGAAAGAGUCAGAUGUUCUUUACUUGUUUUGAGUAGUAUAUGUUAAAGGACAACUGCUUUCACCACAUUCACAAUAUAAGUUAUCACAUCGUGUCUCGGGAUAUACAGGGUUUUAUCAGUCCCGAGUAAGGUUGUAUUCCCCGAGCCGGAGGGACUGAUAAAACCCUGUAUUUCCCGAGACACGAUGUGAUAACGCAUUUAUUUAACGUUUUGCUUUAAUUUCAUUCUCAGCUGUUGUGGCAAAACGUGUCCUUGCUGCCAUGUUGACAACAGCUGAUCGAUUGACCUCAAUGCAGCGCACGUUACUAAAGGCUUGGCGAUGCGGCUUUUCUCACUUCGCGUGGUCACCGAGGCGUGGCGGGAUAAUAUGACUUUUGUACUCCCUGCUCGCGGAUCAUGACGGGUGUACAUGGUAUUUUAUCAGAGUCACGUGAACCAAUCAAAACUCAACAUUCUUACAUGAGGCUGGAUAAUGGUUGUUUGUUUCAGAGCUCCGAUCCAAUUGUGCAAGUUUGCCAUCAAACAUACUGAAAGGUGAACUUAACCCUUUCAAGUAUUUUUGGUUGAAUUUAAGAGUAGAAUAUGACUGUCAGAAAUACCUAGCUGUUGUUAUUGAUACUCAUUACCAUUUACAUCUGAUCUGAAUAGUUGUUGCCAUGGUGACUGUUUUAUAAAACCUUUGACUGGUAUCCCCAGCCUGAACUUCACAUGGGUGAAUAGUCAGUCCCCUGGAAUACAGCGUGCAUCGUGAUUUUAAGAUUACUCCAAAGCAGGCAGUCGUAAGUUUUAUUUUGUCUUUUUACUGUUUCUGUGUCUGAUCAACUGGGACAUGUGCAGAAAGUCCUUUACACACUGUUCAGUGAUUUUAUUUUAUAAGAUAAAAUGUGAUAUUUGAACGGACAUGUUUCUGCACAGUCAUCAACUAUGACAUGAAGGUGAUCGUCUAGGUCUGUUUUAUCUUCAAUAUCAGAAUUGGAAACGAUGAAGCAAUUGUCAUGCUUUAAUCAAUUUUGAGUGAAUAUACAUUGCAAACUAA